AUGGAAAACCGAACCAUGCUCAAGAAUUUCAUCCUUGUGGGUUUCACAGCUGGCAGGAAGUUGCAGAUCUUUAUCUUUGUGGUUCUCCUUAUCAUCUCAUCGUGGACCGUGGGCUACUUUAUUUCGAACUUCUCACUCUUGGAAAUUGGUUUCACUUCCUCUGUCAUUCCUAAGGUCUUGUUCAACCUAGCAUCAGGAGAAAACACAAUUUCUGUGACUGGUUGCUUUGUUCAAUUUUUUUUAUAUUUCAUCUUUGGCAUGACAGAGUUUCUUCUCUUGGCAGCAAUGUCAUUUGACAGGUAUGUAGCCAUCUGCUACCCCUUGUCUUACUCCACCAUAAUGAGCAAUGGGCUUUGUAACUUCUUAGUGCUUGGUUCAUGGGGGCUGAGUUUUGCACUUCUCAUUGGCCCAUCUUGUCUUCCAGUUACCCUUUUGUAACCAAAACAUUUCUUCUGUGACAGUGCACCUUCGGUAAAACUUUCCUGCACAGAAACACCUGUUCUAGAUCUCGCUAACUUCUCAAUAGCUGUUUUUUCUCUCCUGGGCACUCUUGUUAUCACAGUCCUGUCUUAUGCCAAUAUAAUUUCCACUAUAUUGCACAUUUCAUCUGCUUCAGGGAAGCAGAAAGCCUCCACUUGUGCAUCUCACCUUAUUGUUGUCUUUGUCUCUUAUGGGAGUUGCAUUUUCAUGUAUGCUAAACCUAAACACAUGGGUGGGCUUGACAUCAGCAAAGGGAUAGCUAUUCUCAACACGGUGGUAUCUCCUCUGCUCGAUCCAUUCAUCUUCAGUCUGAGGAACAGGCAGGUUCAAGAAGCCUUGCAAAAAUAUUUCUCCAUGUGCAGUUCUUACAAACAAUUCUAA
This is a messenger RNA of Pygoscelis adeliae (Adelie penguin), 861 nucleotides long. RefSeq names its product olfactory receptor 6C65-like. Gene Ontology annotation, biological process: G protein-coupled receptor signaling pathway. Gene Ontology annotation, molecular function: G protein-coupled receptor activity; olfactory receptor activity. Gene Ontology annotation, cellular component: membrane. The record is from RefSeq and is a predicted model, not a curated record. Lineage: Eukaryota; Metazoa; Chordata; Aves; Sphenisciformes; Spheniscidae.